CUCAGUUUCCCCAAAAACCCCAAUCAAUUUCCAUUCCCCCGAAAUCCCCCCAAAAAAUGACUGAUUUCCUCCUCAAAUACCAAAAAACCUCCUAAAAAGAAUUCUAAACCUCAAAAGAACUUCUGCGCACAGCAGCUGCGCAGUGUUCCUCCGAGAGACGCCGAUAAAUGGCCAACGUCCGAUCGAUUCGCAUUUUUUUAUCUCGUUGAAACGAAAGUGAGAUGAUAAACCUCAAAAAUACUCCCCCAAAACAGACAGAAUAAUUCGCAAAAAAAAUCGUACAGCCGCAUCUUAAGGUGGACAAUCAAUCAGUGAACCCAUAAAUUGGUUGAAUAUUCGAGUGGUGGACAGUUGAGUGUCGGAAUUGUUGGGGAAGGGUCCCUGGGGGAGGCUGAUCGCCGAACGGAAGGUACGUGUCCCGCUCUUCUGGCACCUCCAGUCGAACGGUGUUCGGUGUGCCGCGAGUGUGUGUACCUCCGGGUGUCUGUCAUUGGGAAGGAAAAGCCGGUGUCUCUUGACAGUCGCAGAUAGCUGGGGGAGACCCGAGGAUGGCGGACACAAGUCAGCAGGAGCUCACAGAGCCUCACACAAAUGGCGUGAUGGACGGCCUGACGGAAGAGGAGAAAAGUAAGAUGAGACCAGCUGAUAUUGAAGCGGACGUGAGGGAGAUGGAGAGGAGACGAAGAGUCGAGAUGAUGAUGAACUCGAAAUUGUUCAGGGAAGAAUUGGAACGUAUCAUCGAGACACAGAUGAGCAAUGGCUCAGGACCCUCUGGCCUCUUGCAACAGAUUUCGGACAUGAUGGGAGCGCAGGGCAGUCGAUUCAACUCAAAUGUGUUCAAAAACUCCAACUGCGUGAUGCCAAUUAACGAUAUUCGAGGUGUAGAAAGCAUGGGCUACGCCAAAGGCGAGAAACUCCUCCGCUGCAAGUUGGCAGCUGUGUUCAGACUCCUGGAUCUCUACGGCUGGACCCAGGGUGUUGGAGGCCAGAUAACAGCCCGCCUAAAUCAGGACCAGCAGCACUACCUGGUGAAUCCAUACGGUCUCCUCUACCACGAGGUGACAGCCUCGAGUCUGGUUAAGGUCGACAUGCAGGGCCAGAUUGUCGAGCAGGGAACGACGAAUUUUGGUGUUCACAUUGGUGGUUUUCAGCUGCACUCAACGAUACACGCUGCCAGGCCAGAUAUCAAGUGUAUCAUUCACAUAACGACACCAUCAGUGACAGCAGUGUCUUCCUUGAAGGGUGGAAUCCUUCCAAUUGGCCAGGAGAGCAUUGUCAUUGGAGAGGUGUCAACGCACCAGUGGAUUGGAGAGGCUGUUGAGCCUGAGGAGAAGGAGAAAAUCGCCAGGAAUCUUGGACCCAUCAACAAGGUCAUGCUGCUGACGAAUAGAGGUGCUCUCUGCUGUGGGGAGACCAUUGAGGAGGCUUUCUAUAAUGUCUAUAAUACUGUGCUUGCCUGCGAGACUCAGUUGAAACUCAUGCCAGCUGGCCUUGAGAAUAUCUCACUCAUCUCUGAAGAAGCCAAGAAGGCCAUCUUCGAGGCGUCGAGGAGACAACCUGUCCCUCAUUACAGCACCAUCACUGAGCCACCUGCACUGGCUGAGAAACUCGAGAAACGCUGGAGAAUCGGCAGCACUGAGUUUGAGGCACUCAUGAGGAUGCUCGAUAAUGCUGGCUUCCGCACUGGGUAUAUUUACAGACAUCCACUUGUUAAGAGCGAACCGCCGAGACCCAGGAAUGAUGUCGAGGUGCCACCUGCUGUUUCUUCGCUUGGGUAUUUGCUGGAGGAGGAGGAGAAUUAUAGACAGGGACUCUGGAAGGGUGGACGCAAAGGAUUCGACAGAACACACUGGUUAAACUCACCGAACGUCUACCAGAAAGUUGAAAUCCUGGAGACUGGAACGCCAGAUCCCAAGAAAAUCACCAAGUGGGUGGAACAGAAUGCAGAGGAGUGGGUGUCCGAGGGAUCGCCAACUCACAGCAGCACACCAGUUAGGAUCGAUAGUGCACUACAGUUUGUACCGAAGAAUACAAAUCCGAGGGAGUUUAAGACACUUCAGCAACAGAUUAAGGACAACAGGAGAGCGGAUAAAAUAUCGGCAGGACCACAGUCACAUAUUCUUGAGGGGGUCUCGUGGGAGGAAGCUAAGAAAAUGCAGGAUGCCUCAAUCAGUGCAACCGGAGAAUCAGUGGUGCUCGUUGGAGCUGCCAGUAAAGGAAUAAUUCAGCGUGGAUUCCAGCACAAUGCAAUGGUGUACAAAACUCCCUAUGCCAAAAAUCCAUUCGACGCUGUUACGGAUCAGGAGCUUGAUCAAUACAAAAAAGAAGUUGCACGUAAGACAAAGGGUGAUCCCUACGAGGAAUCACAGUCUGAGUCAGAGGCCCUGUCGUCGUUCAAUAUUAGUCGAGCGACGCACGAAUCCAGCACUGCCAAAAGUCCCAUUCAGUCGCCAGUUUCAGUUACGUCUGAGACGGAAGAGGAGAGCAGAGAUGAACCACGUGUAUUGCGGAUAGAAAAGAAAAAAGUGCCUGCGCCAAGUCAACCGGAAGUUGUCCUGAGUGACGGAGAGACGCAUGGGCAUGCCAAGGUGGACGAUGCAAAUAGGACAGUAGCUGUUAGGGUGACGGAGGCACCACAGGUUCAACACAAGGGGAUUAAUGAUUUCUCAAAGCAUAAUUUCGAAGCUGAUGCAACGACCCAGUUCCUCAAUGAGAUGCGUCGCUGCGCGAUGGAACCGAGGAACGAGUCUGUGAGAAGAGAUAAUAAAUCGAGCACCAGUGACGAGGACGCUGCAGCACCCUGGUGGUCGCCCCUGUACCAAACCGGCCAAAUCCAAGUCAUCAGACUAGACCGAAUAGCUGAGCGUCAAAAGCCCCAAAUAACCUCGAUAACGAUCCCCAAGAGCCCCAUAAUAAUAAAGCACUCCUUAGUAAUUCCAAAAUUCAAGCCCAAGCCGUACAUAAAAGAUCGUUGUAAAUUCUUCAACGAGUACGACAAACGUUACAAGGAGUAUAAGACCCUGAGCAGUGAAAAUUUCAUUCGUUUCACGAGUAAGUCCCUGGAGGAGAGGAUCGAGAGCCUCUCCCCAGAGGCAAGCGUCCCCUUGACCUUCCCCGAGUCGUGCAAAGUCCUCCCCAAGAACCGCGGCUUCGUCAGGGAAAUCGCGAGACAAUUCUCCUCAACCGAAGCCCCCAGCGCCCCAGACAAUCGUCCCCCAAGCAGGAAGAGAUCAUCUCAGAAUGCUCUGCAGAUCAGCCCCAGCAGGGACUGCAUCACAAAGGUCCCCAGGCUCUCCCUCCCCCUGGUCCUCACCAUGGCCGACCUGGAGAGUCCCAGCCUGGUGAACACAAUCAUGAAGUUCACAGUCUCAAGACCCACAAAAAGCGAGGGCAACCCCCCCUCCGAGUGCCUCCCCUUCACUCGUGGAAUCCUCCCCACUGCCUCCCCCUUCCCCGAGAUGAUCGACACCCUCACCGAGGACUUGAGGCUCUCCAGCUCCUCAGAGCCCACGAACUCCUCUGUCAUCACAAUAGCGGAGCGAAUUUACCCCGAGGAAAUUAAACUCGAGGUGGAAUCCGACGAUGAGAAUGGAAACAGCUCAGACCCCCUGCCACGCUCCAAAAUAAAGCAAGAGCCAGAGGACUCGAGAGACCUCAACCUCUCCGACGAGAACGGCAACUCCUUGAAGGAGAACACCCCCCCAAUCCCCGAGUGCGCCAUGAAAGCCGAAGCAAACGACUGGAUAAACGAGACAGAAGAGGAGUUGAAGCUCUCCUUCGAGAAGGACAUGAGUGACGACUGUCCCUGGAGGUUCUCCUCUCCCCUCCCGAAGUUUUACAAUCGCGAGGACAGCAUGACGGAGGUCAUAAACACCCUCAACGUCAACCUGACGCCCUCGAAGAUGUCGUCCUUGAAUUACCUCCCAGACACCCACAACUCGAGGACCUGGAACCUGGAUCCAAAUCAGUUCAGCGUUAUGUACAGCCUCACCCCGACAGCUGACGUAGACGAGGACCCCAUCGAGGAGCACUUCAACUGUGGAAAAAAGAACUGCGAGAAGUGUUUGUACCCAGGAUACUCCCACGAGGGCUCGUUAAACCAGAGUUUCGAGGCGCCUGUUCAGCAGGAGCAGUUUUACUGGGAGGAGAUGCUGCCAAGUGCUGGACAGGAGGCUCCAGAGGGCCCAGUGAAGCCCACGACUCCCGUCGACUUGAAUCAGACAAUCGACCUCUUCGACAACUCCAUCGAUCUAGACACAGAACGAGACAUGUCUGCUGACUCCAUAGACCACGAGCAGUCAGUGGGUGGCUCUGACCUCCUGGAACUCCCGCACUCGACGUUCGUCGAACUCGAGAAGUCCCGGGACCAGGUCUUCCACGAGGACAUGGCCACCUCCGCAAACGAGGUGAUCGCAGGUCUGGGGGAGAGAGAGGCCCUGGUGAACGCCGAAGCAAUCGUUGACGACGUCCUCUCUGAUGUCGCCUGUCUCGACCUGAACGAGGAGUUCUCGACGGACUUGAGGACGAUCCUAGAGGCCAAAUUAACAGCCCUCAAAGUCGCCAAACACAUAAUCGAUGAGGUGAUGGACGAGAUGGGACUGGAGAUCAACCAGGAGUUGAGGGAGGAGCGGCAGAUUCGGGAGAUCGAGGAGAUCGUGGAGAGGACCAUCGAGGAGGACACCAUUGGCAAGGAGCCCAGGUUCAUCGUGAUUGGCGAACUGAUUCACCACAUCAUCGACAGGGUCUCGAGUGGCUCUGAGAGCCCCUCGGGAUCGUCUCCAGGGAGUUACAAUCUGAAGAGAACCAAGGAGAACGCUAACACUGAGAUUAAGGAGCUCGCCAACUCCAUGAACGAGGAGGCAGUCGCUUCGGUGACUCCGGACCUUCUGAAGCCGACGGUUGGGCUGGGAGAGUCCCCCCAGGAGGGGAGGAGGUCGCGGGAGUUGUUCAAGAGCUCCGAGAACCUCAUAAACGAGAUUAAAUCUAUUUUCAAUGAGAUUGACAUCGACGUCGAGAGCGAGGAGUCGAUGAGGGAGGAGCUGGAGCAGAUUGUGGCCUCCUGCUGCAUCGAUCAGAACGGGGAGGUCUUCUCGAGCGACAUGGAAGCCUUUCAGCAUUACGCGAAUCAGAUGCAGCUCAUUGCCAAAGCCAUCAUCUUCGAGGAGUCUCUGAACAAGAGUAAAUCGGAAACUCUCAACUCCAGCAGCUCGACCGAGAGUUCUCUCUACGCGAAUAAAUCAGAGAGUGUUAAAAAAUUCGUUGCCAAGUUCAAGGAGAUCACGAAGGGGAGGAAGACGUCCGUGGAGAGGAGUCCCAACAAGUCUGACGUCUUGGAGGCGUCAGACACCAAAAAAUCCGACGUCUCUGGGGAGAUGCGCAACAGGGAGUUAUCUCUGGACGUCGACGUCUCUGUCGAGAACACGAUAAACGUCAGCAGCCAGUCGGAUCAGUCGUCUCCGGAGAACGACACGAAGUCCGAUGACAGCAGGGAGAAGGUCGAGUUGACGAGGAAGAAGACACUGUCCGAUCUCAGCAGAGCUACUGAUCACGACGAGGAUCCACCGAGUGUUCACACGUCAGACGAAAAUUUUCUGAGCGAAGACUUUGAGAAGAACGUCGUCUACAUGUGGGACUUGAACGAAUCGGAGAGCGAGAGGAGCUUCAAUGAGAUCCGGGGGAAGGACGCGAGCUCCACUUUCGUGCAGUUCGACGAGAUCGACGAUCUUCCUGAGGAGGGGACUCACGAGGAGAAGGUGGUGAGUGUUCCUGGCUCUCCGAAGGUGUUUCAGUCUGAUCUGCUGACAAUUCCUGAGGACGAGGAACUCAAAUCUUCGAGUGUUGAGGGGGAGGAGGGGCAGAAGGACAGGACUCUGUCGCCAAUUCUCGAGGAUGAGGAGGUGAAAGCGUCGAGGGAUGAUCAAGCGGAUGGUAAAGGGCUGGGGGUUGAGGACUGCCUCGAGAGAGCUUCAGCUCUCACUCCAAUACCUGAGAUUAACGACUCGUUGGAGGAGGAGGAGGGGCUUAAGGCUGAUCAGUACCUCGAGGCAGGGCCUCCCAAUUCCCCGGAGAUAGCAGUGACUCCUGCUGAGGACCUGGAGAACGAGUCGGAGCACAGUGGACCCUCCUCGAGGACGGAUUUCUUCUCGUGCACUGGGGGGAACUCCACUCCCUUCCAAACUGGCCAAAGCAGCGCUGAUACCAGUGUCUACACGAAAAUGUCGUCAGAGUGUGGGGAUGAGCCCGGCGAGACUGGAUCAGCUCGUCUCAACAGCGAGCACGACACCUACACCAUCUCUGAGUGCGACUCUGACGACUGUAGGGAGACGGUUUAUCAAGGGGACGUCUCCUCAAAUUUGAGGAGAUCUGACUCGUUCUCAACGAUCAAUUUCCAUGAUAACACGAGUGUCAACUUGGCGGAUGUGUCUUCAGCGCUGGAGGAGCUGGAGUUAUCCAGGAUGAAUGAGGUUGAUGGGGUGGGGGGCAACAGGGACUUCGUCGUUAAAUGCCCAAUUUGCGAUAAUGUUGCGAUGAGUGGGAGGGGGGCAGGGGGUGCUGGGCUGGCGAUUCCCCAGUGCAGCUAUUGCUCGUCACAUUAUGAUAAGCAGGAUCAGCGAGUGCCUGAGGAAUCGGAAAGGGAAUUGAAUAAUCAGGUGGAGGAGCCUGACGACCCAGUGAAACGCUGUAAUAUUUGUUUGGUACUCCCGGUGUACAGAGAAACCACGAGCGUCGAUGGGGAAGAAGUCGUCCUAGAAGACUCUGAUGUUGUUGUGGAAAAGGUCCAAACUGCUUUGAAGAAUGACUCAACUGACGAAGAACUGGGGAAAUACGAUGUUUGCUUCAAAUGCCUGAUGAUUCUCUCGGUGGACACUAGGGAGUUCAUCCAGAUCGAGCGAAUGGUCUCCAGUGAGGAUCUCGAUUCUGCCUUGGUCACAUCACCAGCCCCCGCUGUCCCUGAUUACGAAGACACUACUCUAUGUAAAGUAAUCAAUACUAUGAAUUUAACAGAUGUUUCUGUCAACGAUCGUUCAACUCUUGAAGAGCCGCUGUGUUUUAUCAGAACACUCUUUGAAUAAUUCCGGAAUUGUUGGGAUCCUUUUUACCUCCAGAGAUGAUCAGCGUUUUUAAUUAUGAUUUCAAACGCUGGACUAGGGUUUAAUAUUUUUGAUAAAGCAUUUCUAUCACUCUUUUUUACGUUUUUAAACGUAGGAUCUAAUGUUUUCAUAUGCGGGACAAUGAAAAUACUGGCUCUCUUGAUGCGUUCACAAAGUGCUUUAUUUAGGAUAAAAUGAAUAAUCGUGGAUUAUUAUCAUGAUUAUUCAUCGAAUAUUAUUAAUUGUAAGGACGUUUUUAUGGUUUUCAUUGUUAAAUAGCUUUGUAUUAACUUGCAAUCGUACUAAUGAGAUUUAAAGAGUUGUCAAUUUACCAUUGAGUACAAUGAUCAUCACAGGCUGUGUUAUCACAUUGUAAAAAAUGUAAUGGUAAUCUCUACUCAUUGCAUUUGCAGCUUUACUCAUUCGUUGAGAAUAUUUCUUUUUUUAGUUUCUUACUUAUCUUCAUUUUUUUUCUCUUUAUCUCAGAGGAUCAAGGGACAGAUAUUACCAUUAUGUUUUGGCAUAAUCGUCAUUCUGGUCGACCUGAUAAUGUACAUAACUCAUUGCUUUUGUUGCAUAAUCAUAAAAUAAUGUGAUUAUUAAUUGGAGGAGAGUAGGGGAAAGGGCAUUUAAUGGAGACACUUUUAUUCAAGGGAUCAGAAGUUGAAGCUAAAAAGUCCUCUCUUUUAUAUCUACAUUAAUUAUUAUCACGUGCACUUGUUUAUUAUUUUUUCUUUUAUCACUGCAUCAUAAAAUCGGAAGUGAAGGAAUAAAUUAACAAUGGUCUUUCAUUCCAA
Diachasma alloeum is the source of this 7888-nucleotide messenger RNA. RefSeq lists its product as uncharacterized. NCBI's taxonomy places the organism in Eukaryota, Metazoa, Arthropoda, Insecta, Hymenoptera, Braconidae. The record is from RefSeq and is a predicted model, not a curated record. Gene Ontology annotation, molecular function: actin filament binding. The transcript has 12 exons. The coding region runs from base 549 to 7073 and encodes 2174 amino acids. Gene Ontology annotation, cellular component: plasma membrane; postsynaptic density; cytoskeleton.